UCUGGCGGUGUGGGAAGAGGAGCAAUGAUGUCAGGAGCGAAAAUCAUUUUUAUUGUUGACUUUUCUCACUGUUGAAAUAUCGAUUUCAAUCUAAUUUUCAUUAUUCUGAAGCGAGAAAUUAACAUUUAGUCAUGUUCAAAAUUGGCCUCGUGCGAUGUGCUGGAAAAAUUCCCUCUUCGCUGCGGCUCGUCGCCCCGGCUGCAAACUUCUGCUCGCAAAAAGAAGUUCAGCACCAUCAGAAGCCGGCUGUGGCUGUCCAAAUUCCUGUGCAAGCGCCUCUUCUGAAGGAGAAGGUGACUGACCUGACAGUGCUGUCCGUGCUGAAGGGGCUGAAGGACUCGCCAAGCCCUGCCUUGCUCUACGGACUGUCAGGACUCAUUCCCUUUGUAGCCGUUCCUGUUUACACCCUUUCAUCUGGCACCUUCUGCCCUCUCAUGGGUUCCAUCCAGUUAUGGUACGGUGCCUCAAUUCUGUCCUUCCUGGGAGGCGUGCGGUGGGGCCACGCUCUGCAUCCUGCGUCGGCAGGAAUGACCUUUGAGAACCUGGGCGUGAGCGUGGCUCCCUCCCUGGUGGCCGUGGCAGCCCUAGGUUUGCCUUACGCGCCUGGCGUGCUGACCGUCGCCACAGGCCUCACGGGCGCUGCCUACUUCGAUUUGGCGAGGAGCAAAUCGUCGUAUCCGCAUUGGUUCAAGUCGCUGCGUCUAGUCCUUUCCUCCGUGGCGGUGGCCUCGCUCCUCUCGGCCCUGGCCCUGAGCUAUACUCAUAAGAAAGAGGAGAAAAAUAAAGAAAACAGCCAGCACUGAAUUUUAGAUCUAAUUCGGCAGUAUAAAGCAUUAAAUUAAUUUGUUCUGGUUUCCAACUGGA
Messenger RNA from Cloeon dipterum, 864 nucleotides. RefSeq names its product transmembrane protein 69-like. Bases 132 to 803 code for a protein of 223 amino acids. The transcript is spliced from 3 exons. The record is from RefSeq and is a predicted model, not a curated record. Lineage: Eukaryota; Metazoa; Arthropoda; Insecta; Ephemeroptera; Baetidae.